CCAGACAACUGUGAGGUCAUGGCGAGUCACUGGAGGGUCACCUGUUUUGCAGCGCUGGCUUUGCUAUGCUGCUUAGCCAGGAGAGAAGCAGAGGCUCAGAAGGGUGGGAAUCAGCAACCGUAUAUGCCAAACCCUAUGAAUCCCAACCCUGGAUUUCAAAAGCCUUCAGACCCUCAGAAGCCUAGCCGCCCAGAAAUUCCCCCGUUUCAAUGGCCUGGAAUCCCUAAAAAUCCUGUUGUUUCACCCCAAGGAAAUACCUUCCCUGGAUCUCAAAAUCCUUCAGACCCUCAGAAGCCUAGCCCCCCAGGAAAUCCCCCGUUUCAAUGGCCUGGAAUCCCUAAAAAUCCUGUUGUUUCACCCCAAGGAAAUACCUUCCCUGGAUCUCAAAAUCCUUCAGACCCUCAGAAGCCUAGCCCCCCAGGAAAUCCCCCGUUUCAAUGGCCUGGAUUCCCUCAAAAUCCCGUUGUUUCGCCCCCAGGAAAUACCUUCCCUGGAUCUCAAAUUCCUUCAGACCCUCAGAAGCCUAGCCCCCCAGGAAAUCCCCAGUUUCAAUGGCCUGGAUUCCCUCAAAAUCCCGUUGUUUCGCCCCCAGGAAAUACCUUCCCUGGAUCUCAAAAGCCUUCAGACCCUCAGAAUGCAAAAAAGCAAUUUCCUUAUUCAGAUCAAUCAAUGUCCCAAUUCCCUCAAAGGCAAACAUCUAAAGUCCCUUCCAAGAGACCACAAACCCCUGGAACUCCCACCCCUAAAAGCUGUGAAGUGGCUAGCGCUUCAAGAGUCCCAUGUGGAGUUUCAGGCAUCACCGCAGCUGAAUGUACAGACAGAGACUGUUGCUUUGAUGGUCAGUCAUGCUACUUUGGGAAAGGAGUGACAGUCCAAUGUACCAAGGAUGGUCAGUUUAUUGUUGUUGUGGCCAGAGAUGUCACCCUGCCCAAUAUUGACCUUGAAACAAUCUCGCUGUUGGAAGGAGGUCAAGGCUGUACACAUGUUGACUCUAAUUCAGUUUUCGCUAUCUAUCACUUUCCUGUUACUGCUUGUGGCACUGUUGUCAUGGAAGAGCCUGGUGCUAUAAUCUAUGAGAACAGGAUGACUUCUUCAUACGAAGUUGGUGUCGGGCCUUUUGGAGCCAUUACCAGGGACAGCAGCUAUGAAUUGCUCUUCCAGUGUAAGUACAUUGGCACCUCAGUUGAGACGUUGGUGGUUGAAGUGGUAUCAGGUGAUCCUCCUCUACCGGUUGCUGCUCUUGGCCCCAUCAGAGUGGCCUUGAGGUUGGCCAAUGGCCAAUGCCUUACAAAGGGUUGCAACGAAGUGGAAGCUGCCUACAACUCCUACUUUAUGGACUCAGACUAUCCCGUUACCAAAGUGCUGCGGGAUCCUGUGUAUGUGGAAGUUCAGCUGCUUGAGAAGACAGAUCCGGCACUGGUUCUGACUCUUGGACGCUGCUGGGCAACCAUAGGUCCCAACCCUCACAGUUUACCCCAGUGGGACAUUCUGAUUGAUGGAUGUCCAUAUAGUGACGACAGAUACCUCUCCUCCCUGGUCCCUGUUGGUUCCUCCUCUGGACUGGAAUUUCCAAGUCACUAUCGGCGUUUUAUUUUCAAAAUGUUCACCUUUGUGAACACCCAUACAAUGGAGCCUCUGAGAGAAAACGUGUACAUUCACUGUAGCACAUCGGUGUGUGUGUCAGGGCAGGGUAUAAACUGUGAACCGUCAUGCCGCAGCGGCAAAGGAAAGAGAGACAUCGCGGCUGCAGAGCAAUGGAACGCUCAACCAAAGAUUGUGGUUUCGUCUGGAGAAAUGAUCAUGACCGCCCCUCAGGAGUAAACAGAGACAAACGCAGGGGGUCAAUUGGGAACAUAAAGGCAAAUCACUUCAUAUAUUGAAGCAGUUGUUGAACAGUGAAUAAAAAUUAUCUAUGGUCAUACAAUACAUAACCAACACAUGAUGAUCAGUUGAUUUCAGUCCUCUUUACGAAUUUAGGAACUUGAUGAAAUAUUUAAGACUUUGUGUUUUUAUUGUGAGUUUGCAUUUACAAAUGACUACAUAGAUUCUCCAAAGAUGUCGAAGCGAGUACAAAGAGACCAAACUGCAAAGAAAAAUCUCCUUAAUGAGAACAACAACUGUUAGAAACUACUGUUAAAUGCAUGAUAGGAAACGUAACAGAAAAAGGGACAAAGAGAUAAAAAAAAAACAAAAAACAGAUAAAUUGUUUAUGUUCCAUUUUUUCCCGAUAAAAUUUUUUCUGGCUUUUUAUCAAUAAAACCAUAUAA
Cyprinodon tularosa is the source of this 2267-nucleotide messenger RNA. RefSeq names its product zona pellucida sperm-binding protein 4-like. Lineage: Eukaryota; Metazoa; Chordata; Actinopteri; Cyprinodontiformes; Cyprinodontidae. The record is from RefSeq and is a predicted model, not a curated record. Gene Ontology annotation, biological process: binding of sperm to zona pellucida; prevention of polyspermy. Gene Ontology annotation, molecular function: structural constituent of egg coat; acrosin binding. Gene Ontology annotation, cellular component: egg coat. The transcript is spliced from 8 exons. Bases 19 to 1821 code for a protein of 600 amino acids.